Messenger RNA from Acanthaster planci (crown-of-thorns starfish), 1157 nucleotides. RefSeq lists its product as uncharacterized. NCBI's taxonomy places the organism in Eukaryota, Metazoa, Echinodermata, Asteroidea, Valvatida, Acanthasteridae. The record is from RefSeq and is a predicted model, not a curated record.
UUCAGCAACCAGUUAGUACAUGUACUUGCGAACCCGGGAAAAUUGUGUUCGAAAAAUUGGAAAAUUCGCUUGUUUUGAUUGAAAACUUGUACUCUAGGUGUUAGGCGAUCAUUUUGUGACAUCGCGACGUGACACCUGACUGGUACUUGAAAACACGGGCUCUAAGAACAUUCAGUGUUGUUUCAUAGAAACAAAACUCCGUCUGGAAAUUUGCACAAUGAAGGCUGCAGUUGUUAUGGUCUAUCUCGUCGCUGUAGCGUCAGCUCACAUCUGUCUCCUGAACCCGCACCAGCGUGGCUCCAUGAAAGGCAUCAAUGUUAAAGACGCUGGUGACUGUGGUCUUCUGAAUAAACCAUGCGGGAAUCGCACUCAAGAUAAGCCGGGCAUUCAAAUUAAGGGAGGAUCUCCCUACACUGUCAUCUUCCAGAAGAACUUGAACCACUUUGAAACCUUUCCAAACGGAACAGCCACAAACGGUUAUUUUGAGAUAUCGUUUUUGACCUCCACCGAUGUCCAGAUAUUGAGCAAGGUUAACGAUGGAGCCACACCCUCUCUCACACUUUACUACCCAAAUGUCACCAUGCCAAGAGGACCUAUUGGAGUUCCUGCCAUACUCCAGUUGACCUAUGUGACCAACAAUGCUGAAGUUCCCAUGGGAGGCAUCUUUUACCAGUGCGCUGACAUUGAACUGUUCUAGGGCAACACAUUAGCUGAUCUUUGACCAUGCCGUAGCAUUCACUGUUUACUCUCAAUCUUUCUGGUCUUGCUGUCUCGAUAUCCUUUCGCACAGUGACACACAAUAAUUCCGCAACAGUGUGGCCUAAUGGGUUUUUCAAUGAAAUGGAAAUACCUGAAAUACUUUUCAAUCAUCAUGCAGUGUUCUAUAAUUUUGUCUUCAGCCUUCACUAAAUCAAAUCAUGGGAUGGAUUGGACAACUUCUCUUCACUAAUGUAAAUCUUCAACAUGAGAGUCCUCGCCCAGGAACACAGUUUGAUUCUAGUUUAAUUGAACUCUUUGGGUAUAGAAUAGUAAUGUACGAGUUCAGCUGGCAAAGUAUGGUAAUAUUUUUUUCUUAUCACUUUCUCCGAGACUUAAGUUUGGGAAAUUAAAAUUAAAGCACUGAAAUAAAGGUUUACGGCAGAUUAAUUCAUUUACAA